Prorocentrum cordatum is the source of this 230-nucleotide messenger RNA. Lineage: Eukaryota; Dinophyceae; Prorocentrales; Prorocentraceae. The record is from the annotation of a GenBank genome assembly.
GCGUGAUGCAGUGCUACUGUGCGGUUGGCCAGGUGCUGAGGCAGCAUUCCUGCUCGCUUGGGCAGUUCGCCGCGGUGUUGCAGUGCUACGUGCAGGCCAAGGAGUCCACGAGCAGCCCCGAUAUGCUGGAUGCGUUCGAAGGGGACGCGCACAUGUUCAGCCUCGCCGCGGCGAUUUUCUUGGACUUGAUGCAGGGCGCGCCUGCCAUGGAUGCAGCGGCGGUGUGUCAG